Molecule: messenger RNA, 1447 nt
Organism: Mytilinidion resinicola
Lineage: Eukaryota; Fungi; Ascomycota; Dothideomycetes; Mytilinidiales; Mytilinidiaceae
Exons: 2
Coding region: 176-1351 (391 amino acids)
Source: RefSeq, a predicted model, not a curated record
ACAUUCAAACAGUCUUAUUUCGGGGAAGCACUUUGGCAGCUAGUGAUGCCGAGCUUAUACUUACCAACACUGUAAACCAAGGACCGGAUUUCUUGAUUGAAAGCAUCAACAGCAUUAUGGUCGAUGCACAGGUUAAAUCCGAGUUUGUGGAGUCCUAUCUGGAUGCCAUAGCUCGAUGUAUCGAAAACAGCGUGAUCCCCCUCUCAUUGCCGCCAAACUACUCCAAGAAAUAUUCCCUGCGGCCAAGGCACGUGCUCAAACGCCGAUUGCGGCUAUACGUUUGAUACAAUUGUGUGCUUCAGCAGGAGAGGGGCAGAAUAUAUCUUCUGUCCAUCUAGCGGAAUUCAUCAAGGCCUUGCUACUAGAAGCAACGAGGCCACCAUGGACCCAGGAUAAUCUGAGGGACCUAUUCCAGUCUUUGCGCAGAUCAGAAAAGCACGGCGAUCUACCUAACCACUUCCUUGCGACUUUUAUACAUGGGUUUACCGAGUUGUCACAGAUGGAGAACAUUUUCUCACAUGGCACGGUGCUACUGGAGUUCUUAUCUCAGCUCCGGGAUUCGGCCACUGAGAAUUUGGUGAGUAGUGGCUUGUUCGACGAUAUAUGUCAACAAAUAGUCUCGCGUUUCGACCCUCAGAUGGAGCAUUACACGCUUGUGAUGCCGAUCCUUCAGAUUCUGUUUACAGCGAAAGUCACAGAACAUCUGGAAUCGGAUCUGGUAACCCGAUUUGUUGAAAAGAUUAUUUCCGAGUUACCAAAUUCGAACGAUCCAAUGCUUCUCCUUACCUUCGGUCACCUCGUAAAGCAAGCGGCGGCUCAGGAGCAAUGCGCACAAGACGCUUCCACGCAAACUUUCCGGGUUAUAUUUCCCUCUAUCAUCGGCUUUAUCACUUUGCUCCAUGAGAACAGCCAGGGCACCCGACAUAAGCGACAAAAAACACACGAGUCUUCGUCUUGUAUUCCUUGCCUACCACCCAAUAAAGAUGGGGAGGAACUCGCGAAGGAUGUGGAGUGUUAUGCUACAUCGGGGCUCACUAGGGAAACGAUUCAAAUGCUCGUCAAGAUUCGCAAUGAGGCCUCUUUGGUCCCCGUCCUGGUGUUCGAAACUCGUGACAUUCCUUCCCUCAAGCCGCCAGUCCAAAGCAGGGCUUUCCGGGAAGGAGACAUAGCACCAGCCUUCACCGGUAUGACUCGAAACCUUCUGGCAUCUUACAUACGCCAGAAGACUACCUCGGAGCCUCUGCGCACCCCUGACCUAGACAUGAGGCUCGGUUACAACUGUGGAUGCCAAGACUGCCGCAAACUAGAUGACUUCGUGGCCAACGCCCAGAAGAGCGUACAAGCGUUCUAGUGUCUUACCGCAAUCCGGACGCAUUUACAGAAACGCCUGGUGGCAGGUUUCGAUUCAAGAGUUGAGAAGUGGGUAACUCCUUACACUUUGAUCGUU